Messenger RNA from Rhinolophus ferrumequinum (greater horseshoe bat), 3077 nucleotides. It is a transcript of the gene CFAP20DC, whose product is annotated as CFAP20 domain containing. The transcript is spliced from 18 exons. The record is from RefSeq and is a predicted model, not a curated record. Lineage: Eukaryota; Metazoa; Chordata; Mammalia; Chiroptera; Rhinolophidae. The coding region runs from base 289 to 2730 and encodes 813 amino acids.
UCGGGCGGUUGUCGGUAGCUCUGUGGGUGGGUGUACGGUCACGUAGGUUACGCACACAAUCACUCCCCAGGGUUUGCCCGGAGCCUGUCCAGGCAGCUACGCGCUCCCACACCCCGGUACCAUGAUGGCAGGGGUCGCGAUGGAGCUGAACAGGGGCUGAGAAGAGCCUGACCCAGUCGGAGCCAAGCACCAAACCCUUCCCCGCCCGCCGAUUUCCAUCCGUCAGGGUCAGGCUACUCGCUGGAAGCCCUGAACUCCGUGCUCCUAAGCCCCGGGCCCCCUGCGGGAAUGUUCAAAAAUGAGUACCAGGGAGGUGCAUUUGUUGAAAUCUUUAGUGCUCAGGGAAAAAAUCCUGGAGCAAAAUGGAAGAUUCUUGGCAGUCCAUCUGUGAUUUGGAAAGAGUUUGAUAAAGAAGUUAAAAGUUUUGUGUUUGUCCUGGAAGGCAGCAGCCAAACAAACAAAAUUCAGUUACCAAAGGAGAAUAAGCAAAUCCUUGGACUGAUCCAGAGGUUUCUUGUACUUCAAAUUUACAUACCCCUGGGACAAGACUUCUCCACCGAAUUGCUAAUAACUGAUUUAGGGAAUAUCAAAAGAAGAUUGUACUUAUCAACGGUCCAUAAAGAACUGUCCUCAACCCCUCUUCAUGCAAAAAUCCCACUCUUCAUGAUCAAGCGCAAAAUUUGGUGCAAUCUGUGCAUUGACUUGGUGGCAUUUACCAGUGAAAUAUUCAAGGGAGCAGUUUUCCAGUCAUUGGAUGGAAUUAUUGUCUCAGCUAACUGUAAGCUAAGGAAGAUCUUCACUUUAAAAUCGAAGCCUCAAGACACUGCUGAUAAAGAUGCUGGAUAUGGUAUUCCCUUUCCAGCAGAUGAACCUACAGAUAUUAUUCCACGAAGCUGCCAACUAACAACAGAUGUUCCACAAGUCACACAGCUGCUAAACAUGACUAAAUUCCGCCAAACUGAAAUAAAAUUUGGAGGUCAUCCUCUAAAUUCAACAGAAUCAGAUCAGCUCGUUAACAGAGGAACAGGUAAUGUGCGGAACAAUAAAAAUCCGGAUGUUUGUCAUAUCGCCUUUGGAUCCAAAGUUCUGGGACCACCUCCACUCUCUGGCAGAAGAAAUAACAGGAUAGCCAGUGAGACAAUGAGAUUCAUUGGGUCCAAAAAUAACCAAUCAUGCCCGCCAUCCACAGUAGAGAAGGGUGUUAACAGUGCAGAAAUGUCAACCUUGCUGACAUCUGAGUCUGAGGAACAAGGAGAUAAAGAAAAUACUCGCCAAAUAAAGCAGACUGUACCUAUUCCUGCCAAUCUGCAUAUUAUGCAGCCACAUCCCCCUCAAGAAACAUCAGCAGAUAAGAAGAAUAACAGGAGAAGAUUACGGUUAAAAAGCACCAGCAAAGAAAGGACAGAGACACCCAGCGGCAGUUCUUCAGGAAAUAACAGGAAUGAAGAUAAAGUAACAAAUGCUCUCACCACUGGGUCCCAGCAAAGAGCAGGGACAUUGAACCCCAGCAGUCCAGCACCCCAGUCUUCUGAUCAAGCAGAUGAAUGGAUAUUUCCCGAAAAUCACGAUCACAUUCCCCAUUUGGCGUCCAGCAGACAGUCUUUACUUCUGAAUGACUCCUGCCACACUUCACAGCUGUGGCUAGAAGCCAGCAAUGAACAUGACCAACAGGCAGAGGAAACCCAGCUUGUCCCAAAGGACAUUUUCACUUUUUCAUCAAGACCACGAUCAGCGCCUCAUGGGAAGAUUCAGAAUAUGUCCCCAGAGGGGUGCCCGUUUGUUUUGGAUCUAAAAGAGGACACCAGUGUGACCCAGUUGGAGGAUGAUUGUUACGACGGUGACAGCAGCGAAGAGGGUAACCACAGUGUCCAGGGUUCUCCCAGUCAAACAACUAGUCCUUCUGAGCUAACUCAGUUAACAUUAGAGAGCACGCUGGGAAAGGCUGCAAGGCGGACAAGCGAAGAAUAUCUAGAAAGUGCCUACACAGAAGCAGAUGCAUCAGAAAGCCAGAAUUCCUUGGAGAAGCAGAUAGAUAAAAACAACUUUCAAACAAGUUUGGUGCCGACACCAUGCCUUUCUCCCCCUGGAAGGAGGAGUGAGUCCUCUCAGCAAACUCCAGAUCCCAUUAUCAAAGCAAAGGACCCAUCAGCCCAUCAAGUGCCAGCUUCAGUAGUCAAAAGCUCCCUAAAGGAAAUCUCAGGGGAAACGUUGAAACCAAUGCCGGCAGUGUCUACUGUGAGCUCCACGAGGACAGAGGAAUAUGACUGGAGAAACUACCAACCCAGCCAAAUGAGUGAAUCUGAGCUGCAAAUGCUGGCAAGUCUACGGCGGCAACAGAAUGAGGAACUAGAGGACACUGGGGCUUCCCAUGGCCUAAGUGCAUCCCAGGUUGACAACUGUAAUGUCAGCAUAAGUACCAGCAGCGAUGACACAACCACCUGGAACUCCUGCCUGCCACCUCCUGUCAACCAGGGUCGUCACUAUCAGAAAGAAAUGAAUCCACCUUCUCCUUCUAACCCCCGGGACUGGUUAAAUAUGCUCAGCCCACCCAUUGUGCCUCCCGGUCAGCAGCCAGCCGAGCAGCAUCAGGAUUCUUCUGGAAGUUUGAGUGCUCCAGGUGAAGAAGACCUGAGUAUAGAAGAGGACGAGGAAGUGCUGACUCUGCUGUAUGACCCAUGUCUGAACUGUUACUUUGAUCCCCAGACUGGGAAAUACUACGAGUUGGUGUAAUCUCUCCUUCCAGGGCAAAGCAUGGCCACCCCUAGGCAGAGCCGGACAGAAGUUCUGAUUCUGUUGACACCACAAUGUGUGUGUCAGGCUGGCCCACAGAAUCAAAAGUAACUGGGAUUAGUUUUGUAAAUAAUGUUCACUGUUAAUAAUACCAACAUUCCUUUUGUAGAUGCAUGUGACUUUUUGGAACUGUGAAGGAAUACAGAGACAAGAUUUUAGGACUUUGAAGUGGUUCGUAUUUGUUGGUUCUUGUCCUACAUAUAAUUUUGUUUAUUUUAUAUAAUUUUAUGUAAACAAAUUAAGAGUUAUUAAUUCAAAAUUUUUGCAGUAUUAAUCUGUAAAUGAUG